CUCUAUGUCUCUCUCCCUCUGCCUCUCUCUGUCUCUCUAUGUCUCUCUCCCUCUCUGCUCCCCUGUUCCCCCGAUGUGGCUUCAUGUCUCUGUCACUAUACCUUCCUCUGUCGAAGCAAGGUGUUUUUCUUAACUGAUCGCAACACGUUUCUUUCAGUUCCUGAGGGUGUUCUUUGGGGGAAUGGCCUCGACGGGUAAGCUGUCCGAGGAGCAGGUCCACUGCUCCAUCUGCCUCGACGUCUUCACCAACCCCGUCUCCAUCCCCUGCGGACACAACUUCUGCCAGAGCUGCAUUCUGGGAUACUGGAGGACAAGCCCCCUGUACCAGUGCCCCAUGUGCAAGAAGAGCUUCUACAAGAGACCCGACAUCAGCAUCAACACGGUCCUGAGAGACAUCGCCGAGCAGUUCAAGGAGAUCCGCGUGAGGAACACGGAGCAGCAGCAGCAGGAGGAGAAGGAGGAGAAGGCGAUGGAGGAGAAGAAGAGGAAGGAGGAGGAGGAGGAGACGUUGUUGAAACAGCAGCAGGAGAAGCUCCUUCAGGAGCUCAAACAGAGGCAGGAGGCGGAUCAGAAGAAGAAGGCGCUCCAGCAGGGGUCCCUGGUGACGCCAGGGGAGGUACGCAAAGGACUGCAGGAGGAUCUGCCACCCCUGGUUCCUCCACCACCACCCCCAUCGGUACCGCCAUCUCCAACCCUGGACCCGACCCCGGACCCCAGCCUGGAACCAGCGCUGGACCCCUGCCUGACCCUGUCCCCAGCCCCAGCCCUGGACACAGCCUCCACCUCCACCUCAGCCCCUGCCCGGCCCCCACCCCCAGUCCCGGCCGCGUCGCCCAGUCCCUGGGGCGAGGUGUUCUGCGACGUGUGCCUGGGGGAGCGGCUGACGGCGGUCAAGUCCUGCCUGGUGUGUCUGACGUCGUACUGCGAGGAGCACCUUCGCUCCCACAGCGCCCGCUUCACCAAACACAAGCUGAUGGAGCCCGUGGCCAACCUGGAGGACCGGAUGUGUCCGAAGCACGAGAGGCUGCUGGAGCUGUUCUGUAAGAAGGAUCAGGUGUGCGUGUGCGUGCUCUGCACCGAGACCGACCACAGGGCUCACUUCACCGUCCCCGUCGAGAGGGAAUGGACAGAGAAGAAGGCCCACCUGAGGAGGACGGAGAUGGAGGUGCAGCAGAUGAUCCAGGACAGGCUCAGGAAGGUGGAGGAGAUCAAACACUCGGUGGAGCUCAACAAAUCCAGUGCCCAAAGGGAGAUUGAGGACAGCAUGGCGGUGUUCUCUGAGCUGAUCCGCUCCCUCCAGAGGAGCCAGGCUGAGCUGGUUCUGGCCCUGGAGGAGAGGCAGAGGCAGACAGAGAGCUGGGCCCAGGGCCUGAUCACCGAGCUGGAGCAGGAGAUCGCCGAGCUCAACAGGAGGAACACCGACCUGGAGCGCCUGGGACGCACUGACGACCACAUCCACUUCCUGCAGAGUUUUCCGUCCCUGCUCACUCCUCCCCACACUAAGGACUGGUCUGAGACCAGCGUCAACACCGAGGUCUGCGUUGGCAUCAUCAGAAGGGGCGUGGCCAAGCUCGAAGAAACUCUGAGUGAAGAGUUAGAGAAACUGGUUGAUACUGAGCUUAAAAGGACUCUCAAAUAUGCAGUGGACCUGACCCUUGACCCCGACACCGCCAACCCUUGGUUGCAGCUGUCGGAGGACCGACGGCAGGUCCGGCACCUCGGGUCGUGGCAGGCCCUCCCCGACAACCCGGAGCGCUUCGACACCGUGGUCAUUGUCUUCGGCCACGAGGGAUUCUCCUCCGGCCGCCAUUACUGGGAAGUUGCCGUGGGCGACAAGGACGACUGGUACCUGGGCGUGGCCAGAGCUUCCGUCAACAGGAAGGGGCGGAUCGCCGUGAGCACCGCCCACGGUUAUUGGGCCCUGGCGAUGAAGAAGGGGCAGGGGUAUCGGGUGUCGACAGCCCCGCCUCUGCUACUGACCCUUGACCCCAAACCCAAACGCGUGGGCGUGUAUGUGGACUACGAGGAAGGGCAGGUGUCAUUUUACGACGUGAGGGCCCGGAGUCACAUUUACACAUUCAUGGAUAGUUUCAGAGAGAAGAUCUUCCCAUUCUUUUACUUGUACUGCUCUGACAAGGCCUCGGAUACCAUGGUGAUUUGUCCUGUCACUGAGAAGACCAAGCUAUGCUGAAGAGAAGAACUACAAAAGAAAUGCUACUGGACUACAAGUCCCAGAAGGGCCGGAAUUAAUUUUGUGUGCUAAUAACUUGUUAAUGUAUAGGUUUGAAUUUUUCUAUUUCUGUUGAUUGUGUGUGGUAGUAUUUUCUUACAUGCAAUAGCAGUUCUAAUGGAUUUAUAUAAAAGUAUAAAUAGUUAAAUGACAACUAGCCUAAAAUUACUUUGAUCAUAUUUUGACCCAUGAAAAUGGCCCAACAUGCUUGAAUGUGUCUACUGGACUUUGAACAAUACAGUAUUUUAAUGUAUUUACUUGUUAUUGCAUGUCAAACAUGUUCCAAAGAGACUUUACUAUACUCUAUGUUGCACAAAACUAUGACAUAGGUUUACAAUAAUAAAGAUUUUGCAACAAUAAAUGUA
This is a messenger RNA of Osmerus eperlanus (European smelt), 2595 nucleotides long. RefSeq names its product E3 ubiquitin-protein ligase TRIM7. The coding region runs from base 182 to 2191 and encodes 669 amino acids. The record is from RefSeq and is a predicted model, not a curated record. Gene Ontology annotation, molecular function: protein binding; zinc ion binding. Lineage: Eukaryota; Metazoa; Chordata; Actinopteri; Osmeriformes; Osmeridae. The transcript has 7 exons.